CUGUGCACUUGGUCAUUUCACCAAUUCGCUAAUUCGGCCAAAUUUUCGUAAAAAUUCUGACCCCAUAAUUUCCACCAUUUUGAAGGGAAAAUGAAGUUGGGGACACUUAUUUUGGUCGGGAUUUGGGUCUCAUUUGUGACCCCCCAGCAAAUCCCCCCUAAUCUCGACUGUGACACCUAUUUUGGCGACACUCCGACUCUUUUUACAGCCCAAAUGACCAAAGUCGUUAACACGAAUUAUUACAAAAUAACGCUGACUAAUAAAGGGACUCGUGAAGAUUUGACCUUAUACCAAGAUUUGGACACCUUAUCGGCCUUGAUGACUAUCCAAGAUAAGCCCAGCAAAGGGACAAGUUCUCUUGCCUGUGACGACGAAAUGUUCCCUUGGCUGACCCCUUUCACCGUGGGGGGAAAGGACUGCAGUUUUCAUGAGAAUCUUUGGCCUCCCAUAAAUUCGCAGGCCGUGAAGAUCACCAUUUACCAGCACAUGUACUCCAAAUUUUCUCAAGAGGAAACUUUAACGUCGCAAUUAGGAGCAAGUUUCCAGUUAAACCCGGAUAACGCCUUGACCCCAGUUUUACUAGGGAUUAAGAACGGCGUGGGACAGUUUGACCACGUUUUGAACACCGUGCCGGUCUGGAAAUCGGUGAAAACUUUGAUUGAGGAAGUAGAAAGGAAACUUGUCCAACUUGGGGGGCCUAACGGUCCGGCAAUCUUAUCCGUAGCGGAUGGCACUCUUGAAUUACCCGGGAACAGUGGGAGAACCCCCGUUUUCCUGAGUGGCGAAUUUGACGAGGUCGUGCAAACCAGUUAUGACCGUAUCGGCGUACCAAAUCGGAUUUGGAAAAUCGCCCAAUCCUCUGAAACCCAUCGAUGCGGCGUUUCCAUUGCAAUUUCGAACUGUUACGGCGAAAUCUGCAGCAAUGACGAUGACAUUGUUGGAUGCACCGUGGAAAAUUGUGUGACAUAUUUCGGCUCACCAUUUUCCCAAAUUUCGAAACAUUGCUGUGGAAAUUUAACCAUUGCGGAAGAAAUGAUUGCCAGGAUUGAUCCAAGUUUUGUCCUUUUUGAUGGCGAGUGUGAGCCAGAAGAAGUGUCUACUACAACAGAGGGCAGGGAAGAAUUCGAAUGACGGGCUUCUUAUACUAGUAAAUUGUUGGUCAUGAAUUAUUUGAAAAUUAUGAAAUGGGGAAAAUUAAUAAAUACUUUGAGUUACUCAUUUACGUA
This is a messenger RNA of Folsomia candida, 1226 nucleotides long. RefSeq lists its product as uncharacterized. The transcript is spliced from 6 exons. Lineage: Eukaryota; Metazoa; Arthropoda; Collembola; Entomobryomorpha; Isotomidae. The record is from RefSeq and is a predicted model, not a curated record. Bases 91 to 1131 code for a protein of 346 amino acids.